AUGCCGCUCAACAAGACCACCAGUGUCAGGUCCACCAGUACCAACUCGGUUCCCCCGACUCCUUUUUCUGCAUCGGAGAUUGCUAGGCUGAAAAACGCAAAUGACCAAAUGACGUUGAAAUCCUUGAAGAACAAUGUUAGACAGCAAGAGACGAGUGCCCUGGCAUCUAUUGGGAGUCACGGUGCCAGGAAUAUUAAAGACGCUGCAAAAGGUCAGUAG
Penicillium odoratum is the source of this 219-nucleotide messenger RNA. RefSeq lists its product as uncharacterized. Lineage: Eukaryota; Fungi; Ascomycota; Eurotiomycetes; Eurotiales; Aspergillaceae. The record is from RefSeq and is a predicted model, not a curated record. The transcript is spliced from 2 exons. The coding region runs from base 1 to 219 and encodes 72 amino acids.